AUGUCUCCACCAGUUUGGUUCAUCACCGCAGCUUCAUCAGGCUUCGGUCAUGGCAUCGCUCUUCAUGCCCUCAACCUUGGUCACACAGUCAUUGCCACAGCACGCAGCACAUCUCGUGUCCAAGACCUCGCCGAGGCAGGAGCUCACACACUCGCCUUUGACGUAACAUCCCCCAUCUCAGACCUUGAAGCCAUCGCCAAAGAUGUCUAUGCCAAACAUGGCCGUGUUGACUAUCUCAUCAACGCCGCCGGGUACAUCCUAGACGGUGCGGCCGAAGAGGUUUCUCAGGAGGAGCUGUACAACUCUUUCAAUACCAACGUCUUUGGCAUCUUCAACACAAUCAAGGCUUUCCUACCAGGUAUGCGGGAGCAGAGCAUUGGUGAGAAUGGGCGCCGUGGAACGGUUGUAACCUUUGGAAGUAUUGGCUCUUGGAGUGGUGGCGCGACAUACUCUGUCUACUCCAUGGCCAAAGCCUGCGUAUCCUCUCUCGCAGAGUCUCUUCGUGAGGAACUAGAGCCUUUCAACAUCCUCGCUUCAGUCGUUGAACCAGGAUACUUCCGCACCAGCUUCCUCAACCCUGGUGUCAAGGUAGUCACCAAGAACCGCAUGGAUGUUUACAACGAUGAGAACACAUCCACUGGCAAGACACGCAAGGCUUUGGAGAAGACGGAUAACAACCAGCCUGGCGAUGUCAAGAAGGGAACAAAAAUCAUUGUGGAGAUUUUGACGGGGACAGGUGUUGGAAAGGGAAGAGAAGUGCCUGUGCGAAUCAUUCUGGGCAGUGAUGCGGAUGUGUUUAUUCGAGGGAAAAUUGGCGAGGCGCUGAAGAUUUUGGAUGACUGGAAGAGUGUGACUGUGAGCACCGAUAUCACAGAAUGA
Fusarium venenatum is the source of this 879-nucleotide messenger RNA. RefSeq lists its product as uncharacterized. NCBI's taxonomy places the organism in Eukaryota, Fungi, Ascomycota, Sordariomycetes, Hypocreales, Nectriaceae. The record is from RefSeq and is a predicted model, not a curated record.